Molecule: messenger RNA, 1176 nt
Organism: Ailuropoda melanoleuca (giant panda)
Lineage: Eukaryota; Metazoa; Chordata; Mammalia; Carnivora; Ursidae
Product: leukocyte immunoglobulin-like receptor subfamily A member 6
Exons: 4
Coding region: 369-1136 (255 amino acids)
Biological process (GO): immune response-regulating signaling pathway; cytokine-mediated signaling pathway
Cellular component (GO): plasma membrane
Molecular function (GO): inhibitory MHC class I receptor activity
Source: RefSeq, a predicted model, not a curated record
GUCUGUGAGAGGCAGGGGCAGAAGUAGAACUGAAAUUGGGCUGGCUCCCAGGCCCUGCCCUACCUCCCCCCGCCUCAUGUGCGGGGACCAGCGCUGUUCUCGGGACUUGCGCUUGGUGGGAAGGAGGCAGAGACAGUGGGGUUUGCGGAGACUCACGUCUGGUUUGAACGGUCCCAGGACCAGCUGCUCUCGGGCCACCCUUCAGGGACAGCAGAGCGAGGCCCUGGAGGGGCUGUUCCCCUUCCUGUGAGGCCAUCCAUCUGGGACCCGUGACCAGGAACACGGGGCCUGGGCCGUACCACACCCCGUGCAUCUGUCCGUCCAGCACACUCUGAGGACGUUGUAAGCUGACUGCACCGCUGGGGACCAUGGCAGGCAGCGCCAGGACCCCGACCCUCACUGCCCUUCUCUGCCUCGGGCUGUGUCAGGGCCUGUGGGACCAGGUGCUCGCGGGGACCCUCCCCAAACCCUCCAUCUGGGCUCAUCCUGGCCUCAUAAUCACUAAGGGGAGGCCUGUGACCAUCUGGUGUCAGGCGUCUCUGCGGGCUGACGGCUACUAUCUGUAUAAAGAGAGGGUCCCUGAGCCCUUCUGGGAGACCUCACCGGAUUCCAGCAACAAGGCCAGUUUCCCCUUUGCAUCCAUGAGUUCACACAGUGCAGGGCGAUACCAGUGUGUGUAUCACAGCAGGAACAGCUGGUCACAGCGGAGUGACUUCCUGCGCCUGGUGGUGACAGGAGUGUAUGGCGCACCUUCUCUCUCAGCCAACCCAGGCCCUGUGGUGGUCUUGGGAGGGACCGUGUCCCUGUCCUGUAGCUCACAGGUGAUAUGGGGGUCAUUGCAUCUGCUGAAGGAGGGGGGAGCUGAUACGCCCCAACACGUGGAAUUGACGUCCCAUCCUGAGACGUACCACGCACUCUUCCCUGUGGGCCCUGUGAACACCUCCCAUGCGGGGACCUACAGAUGCUAUGCUUCUCCCCAGUCAUACCCGUAUAUGUGGUCACAGCCCAGUGACCCUCUACACCUUCAGGUCACAGGUGAGGGGGCCCUCUCCCCCUCCCCACCUACCUCCUGGGCCCAGAUGACUGACCUAAGCCAUAUGCCCAGUGGAGCCCUGGGGUUGAUGGGGGGUGGGUGACGCUGUCCUCCUGGGGCCAGACCCACAGGUGGGAGGCCUU